Messenger RNA from Aspergillus pseudoviridinutans, 1950 nucleotides. Its product is annotated as fungal specific transcription factor domain-containing protein. NCBI's taxonomy places the organism in Eukaryota, Fungi, Ascomycota, Eurotiomycetes, Eurotiales, Aspergillaceae. The transcript is spliced from 3 exons. Gene Ontology annotation, cellular component: nucleus. The record is from RefSeq and is a predicted model, not a curated record. Gene Ontology annotation, molecular function: RNA polymerase II cis-regulatory region sequence-specific DNA binding; DNA-binding transcription activator activity, RNA polymerase II-specific; zinc ion binding. Gene Ontology annotation, biological process: DNA-templated transcription; regulation of transcription by RNA polymerase II. The coding region runs from base 1 to 1950 and encodes 649 amino acids.
AUGACACGGUUGAAACUAAGGAUUCAACAACUUGAGAAUCAGCUGGCCCAAGCAAAUGCUAGGCCCAUAAACCAGCCGUCCCAUGAUUUAGAUCUCGUCUCGGAUAUCGAGACAAUGAGCUCACGUCUGAGCGGAACGCUUCACAUCCAUCGUAAGAGAGGCGCAUCGGGCCAGCCAGAGCCCAUUCCUUAUAACGUGAGCCUCAAGACACGCUUGUUCGGCCAAAGUCAUUGGGCCGUCAGCGGUGUCUGUCUGGUUCGCGACAUCUUCAAUAUACUUGAGCCCUACCUUUGUGAUGAAUCGUCUCUGGCCUGGAUAGGCAUCAAGAAGUGCAAAGACUUGGCUCGGUGCAUCAAAGCGGCACGAGCGCCUGCAUGGCCUUCAUGGCCUCCACUCCCGACAUCCACACUGCCUGCUAAAGAGAUAGCGGACGCACUCGUAGAUAAUUAUCUACGAACAACUGAGGCUAUCUAUCGAAUCCUACACGUCCCCGCCUUUCGCAGGGAGUAUGAAGAGCUCUGGAUGUCGAAUGAAAGGCCCGACAUGGCCUUCUUGAUGCAGGUUAAGCUUGUGCUUGCCCUCGGCGCUGUCACCUACGAUGACCGGUUCUCGUUGCGGGCCUCAGCCAUCCAAUGGGUCUACGAGGCUCAGCUUUGGAUCUCAGGUCCAAAGUACAAGUCAAGGCUGAACAUCCAGUCCCUCCAGGCCAACCUCCUACUUUUGUUUGCGCAGGAACAGGUUGGGUUCACUGGAGAUUUACCUUGGGUAUCGGCCGGCGCUCUGCUGCGGAAGGCGAUCUACAUGGGCCUGCACAGGGAUCCCGGCCGCCUAACCCAGAUGACGAAUUUUGUAAUAGAAAUGCGCCGACGACUCUGGAACACAAUUCUCGAGGUCAAUCUGCAGUCUAGUUUGACCUCUGGUAGUCCUUCUUUACUCUCUCUCAACGACUUUGACACGGCCCCUCCUAGCAACUUUGACGAUGAGCAGCUCGAGACUCAGGAUCCAGUUCCGAGACCGGAAGGAGACUUCACCAAAGUGUCCAUGGCGGUUGCACUCCGCAGAACCUUCCCCUAUCGCCUUGCUGUGGUUAAAUUCUUGAACGAUUUGACCUCUCCCGGCACAUAUGAGGAGACACUCCGGCUCGAUGCGGACCUGCGAGAGGCGUAUCGCAUGCUAGCACAGACGCUGCGAGCAUGCACCAGCUCCGGCGACGGCCCCUCUCAAUUUGAAAUUCAGGUCGUGGAUCUCCUCAUGCACCGUUACUUUUGUGCUCUGCACAUUCCGUUUUUCGGUCAGGCACGGCACGGGACCGCCUAUGUCUUCUCACAAAAGACGGUGGUCGAGUCGUCGCUUAAAGUGUGGCGAGCGGUGUGCCCAACCCCGUCGCCGAUGACCGUUUCUCUCACCAGCGACGCAGCUCCCUUGUACAGUAACGACCUGCCGCGGCUCGUUUCCUGCAGCUCUGGCUUUUAUCCGACCGUGGCCAUACAUGCUGCAUUUCUAAUUGGGAUGGAGCUGUGUACCCAGUUACAGGAGGAAGACGGUCUCUGUCCUGCUCCGUUGCGGCCAGACCUUCUUUCGGUGUUGGAGGACGCAAAGGCAUGGUGCUUGAGGGUCCUCAAGGCCGGUGAAACCAAUGUCAAAGGCUACUUGCUCAUGAGCAUUGUUUCGGCACGGGUCGAAGGACUAAUGCGCCCUCUUGAAGAUAAGGAGGUUACCAGGCUACUGGUCAAAGCUGUUGAGACUGUUGGAGAGAAAUGCUUUCCAAUCUUAGAAGAGAUGGCAGCCUCGAUCCAAGAGCAGAGGGGAGGGCCAGUGGACGACAUGGCAGACGAGAUGACGAAGGACUGGAACUUUCCAAUUCCUGACGUACCUUUCAACCCGAGUGACACCGAGCCAAUGAGCUGGAUCUUCAACGAAGAUUUUGAUCAGGGGUACUUGGAAUUCUAG